ACAUUCUUUAAAAGAUGCACGAAACGAAUCAAAAUCCUCCAUGGUUCGCUCUGUCCGGUGUCCAAACAUUCCGUUACACAGAUCCCUCUCGUCUCCUACAGCACCACCCCCACACCAGAGACCUAGUCCACCAAAAAGACUCAAUUACCCCUCCUGUGUUUCAUCUAUUACAGCUCUGCUUUCCCACCCAGAACUAACUUCUUCGCCUCCGUUACUUUUAGAGGCGGAGAAACCCAAGGAUUUCGAAGUUCAAAUCAGGAAUGUGGGUUUCAAGGAUUUGAAAAGCUUCUUUUUUUUUUUUUUUUUUUUUUUUUUUUUUUUUUUAGAAAGAAGAGAAGACAGUAUUUUUGACUUCGCGUUUGGGAUGAUGUGGUUUGUUCUGAAAUUUCAUUUGGGCCUUUGAUUCUCGUUUUCAUUUGAUUAAAUUCUAUGCGGGUUUCUCGAGAAAAUUGGAUUUUUCUGUUUGGGUUUUGUAGAUGGGCAAGAUUUUCUUUUUGGGUUCUUUCAUAUUCUUUGUCCUGAUUAGCGUGUAGGUUUUUGAUUGUUGGUGAUGUUGUGUAUAUACCGUCAGUGAAGAAUUGCAGUUCAUUCUAUUAUGUCAAUUUUUUUUUUGGUAUUCAAUUCUGUCAGUGGUAUUGAAUGAGUUUGGGAGGUACUGAAGAUUACAAAUUCAUUUGGAGAAUUUUGACUCUCUCAUAACCAAGCUGGCAAUUGAGGAAGUUUUGAUCAGGUUCUGAAGUUGGAGAUUCUUGGAUGUUUUUACUCUGGUCAUUAUAAUAUUGUCUUUCACUAUGUCGGGUGGUACACCGGUUGCCGGUGGAUAUAUGAGACAGAGGCAUAGUCAGGGCUAUGCUUCAAGUGGUGAUGAUCUUGAGGAUGAUGCAUGCUCGAAGCUUCGCCCUUCCUCGCCGCCAAUUCCGAGAGUUUGGACCCGGGUUGAGAUCUUGGAGAAUGUUCUUUGGCUUGUCUCAGCAGCUUUCAUUGUAUAUUAUGGUGAUAGGAACUCCAAUAUGAUAUAUCUCCUGUGGCAUGAUGAUCGAAUUAGAAGAAUGCCCUUAUACCUUGGAAUGGUCUGUGUGGCUUUGAAUGUUAUAAUCUUUUGUUAUACAAGCAUGCUAGCAUACAGUGCCAGGAGAUUUGAUGAAAAAUGGGAAAUAACUAGUAUAACCGCUUUGCCAUUUGUUACACUACUUGGGCUGAUCUCCUUUUGCUUUUUCUCCUAUGCAUUGUGGCCAAUUUGGAGUUACUUGACGCUUCCUCUUCUGUUCACAAUGUUUAUGGCAUUCAUGGUUAUAUUUCCCUACUUUGUAAUUGGGACAUUUAGGUCACAAAAUGAUGCGCUCCGUACAGAUUAAGGUCCGUCCGGAUUCAAGAGAAACAAUACUGAUGGUAUACAUGAAGAGCUUUGGACUCAGGCAUGGAUGGUUAGUUGCAUCUGUUGUGGAUUGCCUCUCUUUGUAUGGAUAUGCUUCUCUGAUGCCAUAUCUUGCCAAACUGGUGCAAAUGGAAACAAAGUUGAUUGCCUUUUAAUCAAUCAGCUUUCAUUUUUACACGUCAACCUUACUUUGACACUUUCGGCUUGAUGAUACAACCAUAGAGUUCCAUAUAUAACCUCUACUAGACUAGUUGACGUGAUUUUGUAUUUCCAACUGCCAGUGCUGAGUUGAGCAUUCUCGGGAUAACCUUUUUGUUAUAUUAUCUUUUAACAUUUGAAGCUCUUUAUUUGUUCCGUAUUGUUUCAUCUUUGGAUUCAAAUAUAGGCUUUUUUUUUUUCGUCAUA
Ziziphus jujuba (common jujube) is the source of this 1780-nucleotide messenger RNA. RefSeq lists its product as uncharacterized. The record is from RefSeq and is a predicted model, not a curated record. The transcript has 4 exons. Lineage: Eukaryota; Viridiplantae; Streptophyta; Magnoliopsida; Rosales; Rhamnaceae. Bases 792 to 1355 code for a protein of 187 amino acids.